UAAUUUUAAUAACACACAAAAAAGAACAAUAAAUAGUAUUAGACAGCUUGUUUACUUUUUAGUUUUUUUUUGUUAAUUUUCUUUUUAUAAAAAAAUAUAAAUAUUAUUGACUUUCGUACUUAAAAAUGUCCUCCGCAGCACCAACUCCUAAUAGUGGUGACAAUAGACAAGUACCACCUCCACCACCUGCUGGUCUAAAAGCUUUAAUUGAUAUGUUACAAUGUGUGUAUCCUGAUCAACCGAAUCCUUUGCAAGUAACCACAUUACUCAAGUAUUGGCUAGGUGGACAGGAUCCUUUGGAUUAUAUAAGCAUGUACAAUAACAAAGGUGAUCCUGCUAAAGGUAUACCACCGCAUUGGCAUUAUGUCAGUUUUGGUCUUAGUGAUUUACAUGGCGAUGGAAGAGUGCAUGUUCUAGAAAAUGAUAAUCCGGAAAUGAAUUUGUGCUCAGGCAUGGGUUUUGAAUUGACUUUCCGCUUACAAAAGACACAGGAAGAGUUAAGAGAAGAACAAGAGAAUCCGGAUAAACCAAGACGACCACCGACUUGGCCAGCAAAUCUUUUGCAGUCUAUAGCGCGCUACUGCUUCCAAACUGGCAACAGUUUGUGUUUUGGUGAUAAUAUACCUUGGCGUAAAAGCCUUGAUGGUAAAAGUAGUUCACGUUUACAAAAUAUUCUUAUAGCCCAAGAUGCCCAACUUGGCACACUGGAAACACCUUUUGGCAUGGUCGAUUUUUGUCAAAUAGUUGGUGUCACAGAUGAAGAACUUGAACAAGCAUCACGUUGGAAUGGGCGUGGUGUAUUAAACUAUUUGAGGCAAGACAUACAAACCGGUGGCGAUUGGUUAGUUACCAAUAUGGAACGCAUCCUUAGUGUAUUUGAACUAUUUCCUGAACGUUUAAUUUCACUACAAGACGAUCUUGAAAAACAAGGUUCAGAUCUAGCUGGGGUUAAUGGUGAGUUUACGUUUCGGGAAGUGGCACGCAUGCAACAAAUGCCAGAACAAGAAAUUAAACAAGAAAUCGAUUUUAAAACUCUAAAUGCACAAUGCAUGUCUGAUGAAAACAACCGGAGUAUGCAACAAAUUCAACAAGAUGCACAACAGAUUAAACGUGAAGAAGGUCCCACUUUUCCAGCGUCUAUGUCCAUGAGCAGCAGUUCCUUGCACAAAUCAUGCCCUCUGGACUAUCAACCACAAGCACCAGAAUCUAUAUCACUAGAUGGCAUUGAAAUUACACUAGCUCCCUAUGCCGCCAAAUAUUUAAUGUUGGCCAUUAAAGAUCGAAUACGCCAUGGCCGUCAUUUUACUUUCAAGGCCCAACAUUUAGCUCUGACUUUAGUUGCUGAAUCGGUUACGGGCUCUUCUGUUAGUAAGACAUCGCCUUAUGGUAUCAUUGGCUAUUGGAUUCAAGUUCUAAUACCCGAUGAUCUGGUGCCGCGUAUGAUGGCCGAUUUUCAAAGUGCUAAUUUGGAUGGAAGCGCUGAGGUACAGCAGCGUUUAGAAUUUGAAUGGCCAGAUAAACAUUUAAAAAUAGUUAUUGAUCAGCCGAGUGUGCACAUGAUACCGCCAACUCCUAACAAUCUCUAACUAGUAUUUUAAGUAAACGAAAUCUCUAUACAUAAAUAUAUAUUUUAUAUAUAAUAUUAUUUUAUUACAUUUCUUAGUAAUCCCAAAUACUCCCAUUUUUAAAACAAAAUUAUCGACUUUUUAUUGGAAACUCUUACUUUUACUUUUUUAGAAAAUAUAUGCAUUUUUAUUACUUUUUUAAUAAAAAUUAA
Lucilia cuprina (Australian sheep blowfly) is the source of this 1777-nucleotide messenger RNA. RefSeq names its product suppressor of fused homolog (gene Su(fu)). The record is from RefSeq and is a predicted model, not a curated record. Gene Ontology annotation, molecular function: transcription factor binding. NCBI's taxonomy places the organism in Eukaryota, Metazoa, Arthropoda, Insecta, Diptera, Calliphoridae. The transcript has a single exon. Bases 126 to 1586 code for a protein of 486 amino acids. Gene Ontology annotation, cellular component: nucleus; cytoplasm.